Molecule: messenger RNA, 627 nt
Organism: Stegodyphus dumicola
Lineage: Eukaryota; Metazoa; Arthropoda; Arachnida; Araneae; Eresidae
Product: CCA tRNA nucleotidyltransferase 1, mitochondrial
Biological process (GO): tRNA 3'-terminal CCA addition; mitochondrial tRNA 3'-end processing
Cellular component (GO): mitochondrion
Molecular function (GO): nucleotidyltransferase activity; tRNA binding
Source: RefSeq, a predicted model, not a curated record
GAAAAUAAAUCUUAAUGUUAGAAGAUUCUAUAUUGGAAUGACAAGGAGAAUGUUUUAUGUUUUAAAUUCUACAGGUUUUCCUCAAAAUCCAAAUGUGCAAGAGUAUGAAGACGUUGGCAACAGAUCUCAAGCAAUGAAGCCACAUCCAAUGACUAGAUUAACAGCAUUGCUUAAAACUGAGGAGGAGGUUUUAGCGCUGCAUUCUCGCUUGAAAUUUUCUACAUAUGAUAAAGAAUUGUCAUUAUUCAUAAUAAGGAAUAGAGACAGAAGUGACACAACUAUUAAACCAUUUCUUGAAAUGAUAAUAAAUACAAAACAUAAAACUAGUGAUGUUCAUGAACGGAGUUGUGAAGUUUUGAAAUAUCGUGGAGAUGUCUGUCUAUGGAAAGAACUGAAUGAUUUGAAAAUACCUAAAUUUCCUCUUAGUGGACACAUUUUGAUGGAGAGAGGCUACGCAGCUGGUCCAGAGUUGAGAAAAGUAAUGCAAACAUUAAAGACUGUGUGGUUAGAAAGUAAUUUUAAAAUGACUAAAGAAGAACUUCUUGACUAUUUAGAUAAAAAUCAACAAGAUGAAUGAAUUAUAAUUGUAUAAAAGAAGUAUUCAAUAAUAAAAUUAUAAAAAAUGUA